This is a messenger RNA of Porites evermanni, 4455 nucleotides long. The record is from the annotation of a GenBank genome assembly. Lineage: Eukaryota; Metazoa; Cnidaria; Anthozoa; Scleractinia; Poritidae.
ACAUCAUUCACAAUCACUAGACAUCAUUUAACAUCAGUAGAGAUCAUUCACCAUCUGGAGACAUCAUUCACCAUCACUAGACAUCAUUCACCAUCAGUAGACAUAAUUCACAACCACUAGACGUUAUUCACCAUCUAAAGACAUCAUUUACCAUCACUAGACAUCAUUCACCAUCAGUAGACAUCAUUGACCGUCAGUAGACAUCAUUCACUGUCAGUAGACAUCAUUCACUGUCACUUGACAUCACUCACUAUUUGAGACAUCAUCCACAAUCACUAUACAUUAUUCAUCAUCAACGAGAUCAUUUUACCAUCUGCAGACAUCAGUAGCCAUCAGAAGACAUACCAUGCCAGUAGACAUCAUUUAUUAUCAGUAAAUAUCAUUCACCGUCAUUAGACAUCAUUCACCAUAAGUAGACAUCAUUUGCCAUCAGUAGACAUCAUUAAUUUUGCUGUCCCUAGACUUCAUUCCUUAUCAGUAGAUUUCAGUCACUAUCAGUAGACAUCAUUUACCAUUGCAGGGCGUCAUUCACCAUCAUUAGACAUCAUUCCCAGUCAGUUGACAUCAAUAUAGACAUCGUUCACCAUCAGUAGACAUUAUUCACCAUCAGUAGAUAUCAUUCACCAUCUGUAGACAUCAUUCACAAUCACUAGACAUCAUUUACCAUCGGUAGACAUCAUUCACCAUCUGGAGACAUCAUUCACCAUCACUAGACAUCAUUCACCAUCAGUAGACAUAAUUCACCAUCAGCAGACAUCAUUCACUGUCAGUAGACAUCAUUCACUGUCAGUAGACAUCAUUCCUUGUCACUUGACAUCACUCACUAUCUAGCAUAGUAUAGUAUAUCUUUAUUGUGCCUUACUCUCUAAAGGGAGGCAUCGGUCUAGUCACAAUAAAGGUUUUUUCAACUACAACAAAUUUAAAAAGAAAGAAAUAUGAACGGAAACGAUAAAAUUAUACGGCAUAUACCAUGUCGAUAAUAAUUAUGCUAUAAUUUAAUUACCUAAUCAAUUGGAUUUUUGACUCAGGAACUGUUUUAUCUAUCUGAGACAUCAUCCACAAUCCCUAGACAUUAUUCACCAUCGGCAGACAUCGUUUACCGUCAAUAGACAUCAUUCACCAUCAGUAGACAUUUUUCAACAUCAGUAGACAUCAUUCACCAUCAGUAGACAUCUUUCACCAUCAGUAGACAUCAUUCACCAUCAGUAGACAUCAUUCACCGUCAAUAGACAUCAUUCACCGUCAGUAGACACCAUCCACCAUCAGUACACAUCAUUCAGCAUCAGAAGACAUUUAUUCACCAUCAUUAAACAUCAUUCACCGUCACUAGAUAUCUUUCACCAUCAGUAGACAUCAUCCACAAUCACUAGACAUUAUUCACUAUCAGCUGACAUCAGUCACCGUCAGUAGACAUCUUUCACCAACAGUACACAUCAUUCACCAUCAGCUGACAUCAGUCACCGUUGGUAGACAUCUUUCACCAACAGUACACAUCAUUCACCAUCAGUAGACAUCAUCCAAAAUCACUAGACGUUAUUCACCAUCAGUAGACAUCAUUCACUGUCAAUAGACAUCAUUCACCGUCAGUAGACACCAUCCACCAUCAGUACACAUCAUUCAGCAUCAGUAGACAUUUAUUCACCAUCAUUAAACAUCAUUCACCGUCACUAGAUAUCUUUCACCAUCAGUAGACAUCAUCCACAAUCACUAGACAUUAUUCACUAUCAGCUGACAUCAGUCACCGUCAGUAGACAUCUUUCACCAACAGUACACAUCAUUCACCAUCAGCUGACAUCAGUCACCGUUGGUAGACAUCUUUCACCAACAGUACACAUCAUUCACCAUCAGUAGACAUCAUCCAAAAUCACUAGACGUUAUUCACCAUCAGUAGACAUCAUUCACUGUCAAUAGACAUCAUUCACCGUCAGUAGACACCAUCCACCAUCAGUACACAUCAUUCAGCAUCAGUAGACAUUUAUUCACCAUCAUUAAACAUCAUUCACCGUCACUAGACAUCAUUCACCGUCACUAGACAUCAUUCACCAUCAGUAGACAUCAUCCACAAUCACUAGACAUUAUUCACCAUCAGCUGACAUCAGUCAUCGUCAGUAGACAUCUUUCACCAACAGUACACAUCAUUCACCAUCAGUAGACAUCAUCCACAAUCACUAGACAUUAUUCACCAUCAGCUGACAUCAGUCACCGUCAGUAGACAUCUUUCACCAACAGUACACAUCAUUCACCAUCAGUAGACAUCAUCCACAAUCACUAGACAUUAUUCACCAUCAGCUGACAUCAGUCACCGUCAGUAGACAUCUUUCACCAACAGUACACAUCAUUCACCAUCAGUAGACAUCAUCCACAAUCACUAGACAUUAUUCACCAUCAGCUGACAUCAGUCACCGUCAGUAGACAUCUUUCACCAACAGUACACAUCAUUCACCAUCAGUAGACAUCAUCCACAAUCACUAGACAUUAUUCACCAUCAGCUGACAUCAGUCACCGUCAGUAGACAUCUUUCACCAACAGUACACAUCAUUCACCAUCAGUAGACAUCAUCCACAAUCACUAGACAUUAUUCACCAUCAGCUGACAUCAGUCACCGUCAGUAGACAUCUUUCACCAACAGUACACAUCAUUCACCAUCAGUAGACAUCAUCCACAAUCACUAGACAUUAUUCACCAUCAGCUGACAUCAGUCACCGUCAGUAGACAUCUUUCACCAUCAGUACACAUCAUUCACCAUCAGUAGACAUCAUCCACCAACAGUACACAUCAUUCACCAUCAGUAGACAUCAUCCACAAUCACUAGACAUUAUUCACCAUCAGCUGACAUCAGUCACCGUCGGUAGACAUCUUUCACCAACAGUACACAUCAUUCACCAUCAGUAGACAUCAUCAACAAUCACUAAACAUUAUUCACCAUCAGUAGACAUGAUUCACUGUCAAUAAACAUCAUUCACCAUCAGUGGACAUCAUUCACCGUCCAUAGACAUCAUUUACCAUCAGUAGACAUUUUUCACCAUCAGUAGACAUCCUUCACCGUCUGUAGACAUCAUUCACUGUCACUGGACAUCACUCACUAUUUGAGACAUCAUCCACAAUCACUAGACAUUAUUCACCAUCAAUGAUAUCAUUUUACCAUCUGCAGACAUCAGUAGCCAUCAGAAGACAUACCAUGCCAGUAGACAUCAUUCAUUAUCAGUAAAUAUCAUUCACCGUCAUUAGACAUCAUUCACCAUAAGUAGACAUCAUUUGCCAUCAGUAGACAUCAUUUGCUGUCACUUGACUUCAUUCCUUAUCAGUAGAUUUCAGUCACUAUCAGUAGACAUCAUUUACCAUUGCAGGGCGUCAUUCACCAUCAUUAGACAUCAUUCCCAGUCAGUUGACAUUAAUAUAGACAUCGUUCACCAUCAGUACACAUUAUUCACCAUCAGUAAACAUCAUUAACCGUCAGUAGAUAUCAUUCACCAUCUGUAGACAUCAUUCACAAUCACUAGACAUCAUUUACCAUCAGUAGACAUCAUUCACCAUCAGUAGACAUAAUUCACAAUCACUAGACGUUAUUUACCAUCUGGAGACAUCAAUCACCAUCACUAGACAUCAAUUACCAUCACUAGACAUUAUUCACCACCAGUAGACAUCAUUCAACGUCAGUAGACAUCAUUCACUGUCAGUAGACAUCAUUUACUGUCACUUGACAUCACUCACUAUCUGAGAUAUCAUCCACAAUCAUUAGGCAUUAUUCACCAUCGGUAGGCAUCGUUUACCGUCAAUAGACAUCAUUCACCGGCAGUAGACAUUAUUAACCAUCAGUAGACAUUAUUUACCGUAAGUAGACAUCAUUCACCGUCAAUAGACAUCAUUCACUGUCAGUGGACAUCAUUCACCGUCAGUACACAUCAUUCACCAUCAGUAGACAUCGUUCACCAUCAGUAGACAUUAUUCACCAUCAUAGACAUUAUUCACUGUCAGUAGACAUCAUCCUCAAUCACUAGACAUUAUUCACCGUCAGUGAACAUCAUUCACCAUCAGUAAACAUAAUUCACUAUCUGUAGACACCAUUCACAAUCACUAAACAUCAUUCACCAUCAGUAGACGUCAUUCACAAUCACGAGACAGUAUUCACCAUCUGGAGACAUCAUUCACCAUCACUAGACAUCAUUCGCCAUUACUAGACAUCAUUCGCCGUCAGUAGACACCAUUCCCCAUCAGUAGACAUCAUUUACCGUCACUUGAUAUCACUCACUAUCCGAGACAUCAUCCACAAUCACUAGACAUUAUUCACCAUCAUUAGAUAUCAUUUUACCAUCUGUAGACAUCAUUCGCCAUUAGAAGAGAUACCUCGCCAGUAGACAUCAUUCAUUAUCAGUAAAUAUCAUUCACCAUUAUUGGACAUCAUUCACCGUAAGUAGACAUCAUUCGCCAUCAGUAGACAUCAUUUACUGUCACUAG